CACAGACAACACCGUGUCACACGACGCUGUGCCACUCCGCUCUUCGCUCGCCAUUUUAUCAUCGGCAUUAUUAUCUAUCUUAUCGCAGGAUCUCAAGAAAAUCUUCACACCAUUUCAGUUGGGUAAUGAUGUGCUAGUAGAAAGUCAAGGACAAUGGCAGGUCUUGAGCUGAAAUUCCCGAACCAGACGGAGAACCAGACGAAAGACAACGAGUGGCUGAGGCUGAUUCUACACGAGGACAUACAAGAGCGCUACUUCGACUCGGCCACCGAGACCACACUGGUCACAUGUUUCUCCCUCCUCAUCACGUUUGGUGCUGUUGGCAACGGACUGGUCAUGUUUGUGGUGAUGAGAAACCCCAGCAUGAGGACACCACGAAAUAUUUUCAUCAUAAACCUGGCCAUCUCAGACUUCACCCUGUGUCUGUUCACCCAGCCCCUCAACAUGUACCUGCUGCUGUACAAACAGUGGGGGCUCGGGGAGUUCAUGUGUAAGUUCGUUACCAUGGCCCAGGGUACCAACCUCUUCGUCUCCACCAUCAGCAUCACGGCCAUAGCUCUGGAUCGGUUCCAGGUUAUUGUCUACCCGACCAAAGACAGCAUGAAAAAAAUCGGCGCUGCCAUCGCCCUCAUCUCCAUCUGGCUCAUCUCCUUCCUCAUAGCUAGCCCCGCCCUUCUCUUCUCCGUCGUCCACCGUCGUCAGGCUCUGGCGGAAGUGCCAAACGUCUACGUGUACGUGUGUCUGGAGGACGUGACCUUGGAGAUCGAGAAACGCGCCUACAGUGUGGCUCAGAUGGUCGUGCAGUACGUGCUCCCCUUCUUCAUCCUCAGUGUGGCCCACCUGCGCAUCUGCAACAAGCUGCGCUACCGCAUGGUCACACAGAACCUCACCACCUCGGCGACCACAUCUUUCCAGAAAAAGAAAAACGAAAGAAGAAGCAGACGUAAGCGUAAAACCAAUCUUCUGCUGGCUGGGAUAGCUCUGGUGUUUGCGCUGAGCUGGCUGCCGCUCAACAUCUUUAACUUGAUGACCGACUUUAGGGGCGAGUUCUUCACUGGUCGAGUCGACAUGAAGUUGGCGUAUGCGAUCUGCCACAUGCUGGUGCUGUGUUCGGGGUGUCUGAACCCAGUCUUGUACGGUUGGCUGAAUGAUAACUUCAGGACUGAGUUCAUGAAAGUCUUGUGUUGCCCCUGCUGCAAGAUUGCCGAGGCUAGAUGCAAGAGAGUCGUAUGUUGUUCAAAGCAAGCUACGAGUGUCCCGGCAAUUACACUAACCAAAGUUAGCAACGGCCAGUCUUUAGCGUUGGAUGAAGGGAUGAAUGGAAAACCAGACUCGUUUACACUCCAGUUUCAUACUCGCGUGCCAUGAGAUCACAUGACCGGAUGUAACACAAUCUUCAGAUGUGAAGAGUCAUCGACUGAUAUUUUCUUUUCAGUCCAAAGUUGUCGGUCUUGAGAUCUUCUAAAUUUCAAGAUAGGCCUAAUAUUUGGACGGCCAAACCCGGUACGACCAACAGUUUUAGACCAGAUGUCAUUGGUGUUCUUGUUGCACCAACCUUUUUUCCUUCUGGUUGGUCUAGGUUGCUGAUGAGUCGAGUCCGUUAUGGUUUUUUUUUUUUUGUGUUAACUAUACAAGUUAAACUAAAUGAAUGGGGUUGUCAUACCAGUUUACGCAAUAAUUUAUUAAUGUACGCAACAUCAAGAAAUAGAAGUACACUUGCUUCGAAUCUAAACAUGUUUUUUAACAAUAUAAAAUCAACAUUUCAUAGUGAUAUUAAGAAAAGAAAACAAGAUGGCAGAAUUAAUUUAGAAAGCACUUAUUUAAUAUUAUUAACGUUGACAACCAAUACCAUUUUAUUGUACAUGUAACAUUUUUUUAUGUUUAUCAUCCAACAAUUUAAAAACAUAAAGAAUGAGCACAGAGCAGACUGAAAUAUUUUCCAACCACUCUUGAAAAUAUAAAGAAAAAUAUAAAAUAAUAUUAUAAUAAUAAAAUAAUAUAAAAUAUACAGAAAAUAUAAAAUUUAUCACAGCGUGAAUUAUUUCCCCAUAACUAUGUAACAACUUUUUUUUCAUUUUUUUUGUUAUUGUGUUUUUUCUUUCUUUGAUUGUUUUAAAAAUAACUUUAUUUAAAUAUUCAACUAUUUCAACUGUAUGGUAAAUACAUACAGUACCUUUACAAUUUUUACUUACUUUACAUUAGAAAUCUUACUUUUACCUUUUUAAAAUCUUAGUUAACAAUACCUUUAAAAUUCUUACUUUACCUUUCCAAAGGUUUCACUUGUGUUGUGGUCCAAUGACCACAGUGUAUAUACACUUUGUAUUUGCUAUGGUAACUUGUGGUCCUCUAAGACAAUGCAUGACAUGUCAUUUGUAGGCUAUUACCAGCACAUGACAUGUCAUUUGUAGGCUAUUACCAGCACAUGACAUGUCAUUUGGAGACUAAUACCAGCACAUGACAUGUCAUUUGUAAGUACACCCAGAAUAUGACAUGUCAUUAGUAGGCUAAUACCAGCACAUGACAUGUCAUUUGUAGGCUAAUACCAGCACAUGACAUGUCAUUUGUAGGCUAAUACCAGCACAUGACAUGUCAUUUGUUGGUAUAUUAAGAACAUGACAUGUCAUUUGUAGGCUAAUACCAGCACAUGACAUGUUAUUUGUAGGCUAUUACCAGCAUAUGACAUGUCAUUUGUAGGCUAAUACCAGCACAUGACAUAAGUAUUGCACUUGACAUAUUCUAUUCUAAUUUCUUUACAUUGAAAUUACAUUUUGUAUGACGGUUACAAUGCUAUACUGGAGACAGUUAGUUCCAAAACUUAGUUGAAUUAAAUUAUUUCAAUAUU
Molecule: messenger RNA, 2842 nt
Organism: Physella acuta
Lineage: Eukaryota; Metazoa; Mollusca; Gastropoda; Physidae
Product: neuropeptide F receptor-like
Biological process (GO): G protein-coupled receptor signaling pathway
Cellular component (GO): membrane
Molecular function (GO): neuropeptide Y receptor activity
Source: RefSeq, a predicted model, not a curated record